CCUUUAAGCUAAGCUUGAAGUGACCUCAUCAGCAGCUGCAGCGCGAGGCGGAGCUGCAACUUUUGUAUGAACUUCGAAGUUGAAUAAUUGUGAACGAGACGCUGGGGCCGCCAAACGGUGCUGCUUCUGGAGUAGAUAAAGCAAUACAGUUAAAAUUCUCCCGCGACACACGGGAAAACAGCAGGAAUAACGGCCACACACAGACUGCACUCGGCUGGCGAAUAUUACGAGGCGGAGAGAUCCUCGUGUCGGACUUUUAUCAGAAGAUUUUGUGGUAGAAGAGACCGCACGAGAGCAGCGAGAGCUGGAGAAGGGAAGAAGUUCUGCAUAAAGGGAUGAGAGGAGGAAGGUCAGAUCACCUAAUGGUCAGCACACAUGCCCGAUUCAGACUCACUUUAAAGUUCACUUUCAUCGUCCAAUUAUCUUUCCUCCAUUCUCUGGCCUCUCCAGCUGAGUGGCUGUCCAUGUUCCAAAAACUUGGUUAUUUCAGUUACACCGCGGGCAUGCUCCAGUGCUGAGCUCCGUACCAUGACCAGUCUAAAGCGUUCACAGACCGAACGCUCUGUGGGCGGCUCUGUUCCUGCCACUGAUGAGUUUUAUACUCGCCGUCUGCGCUUGCCCAAUGGAGGUGCUCCGCCCCCUCGCAGCGAGAGCACCCACUUGACUGGGACACCUGGAGUUCCCAAAAUGGGUGUUCGAGCGCGGGUCGCCGACUGGCCCCCCAGGAAAGAUGGUGGCAGUGGAGGAAGUGGAGGAGGGGGUGGAAAUGGAGGUGGUGUGUGGCACAUCACAGUGGAGACCGAUUCCCCUUCCACCACCACAGGUAGUGCCCAGAGCAACUUGUCAAGCAAGCUUGGUCACCUGAUCAGCCCUCAGGAUUCAUCCAUGCUACGUAACAUUCACAACACACUGAAAAACAAGAUGCAUAGCAAAGGCAAAGACAAUCGCUUUCUCUCCCCCGAUGGGUAUCUCGGGUCGCCCCGGAAGGGUAUGCGGCGUAUACGGCAGCGCAGCAACAGCGACAUAACCAUAAGUGAACUAGACGGCGAUGGUGGUGAGGGAUGGUCUUUCUCAGGAUGGACGCCCAUGCAUCGAGAGUAUGGUAGUACCUCAUCCAUCGAUAAGCAUGGUGUGUCUGGCGAAAGCUUCUUUGACAUGCUCAAAGGCUACCAGACCGAUGCUCCAGACCAGCGCAGCCCUGCCCCUGAAAAGUUGAGCGAGUUGCUGACAGUAGCUCAUAAACAAUCUGCCCUCGACUUACCUGAUGGACCUCUUGGUCCUCCUCGUGGCAGUCCCGCCAGUCGCCUGAAAGAAAGAGAAAAACACAUGAAGAGGCGUUCGAAGUCAGAGACUGGUGGAGAAUCUAUAUUCCGCAAGCUACGUAGCGUCAAAGCUGAAGGUGAUUCGUCACGUGCAGGUUCCGACGCAGAGGAUGGAAAGUCAGAUGACGUGGGUCCUCCUCCAAAACCAUGGGUUUGCCAGAAAGGUUUCGCACACUUUGAUAUCCAGAGUAUUCUGUUUGACCUGAACGAGGCUGUGCAGAGUCGGCAAAGCGCUGUGAAGCGGAAGAACACCACCACUGGUGCCUCUGCUGCAGCCGCGGCCUCGGCUUCAAACACAUCCUCUCUCUCUUCCACCCAAAGCGGAGCUUACGGCUCCCCUUGUGGCAGCCAGGAAGAGCUCAGCAUUAAGGAUGGGCCUUCUCUUGACUCAGGUGAUGACAAAAGCAAUGAUUUGGUUCUCAGCUGCCCAUGUUUCCGUAAUGAAAUUGGUGGUGAAGGAGAACGGAACAUCAGCCCUUCGAAACAGGGCAGUAUCGGCAGUGGUGCCUCUAGCUCUUCAAGAGAUGAAGAAGGGUCCCCUGAAAGAGCUCCCAACACCCAUUUUAGCAAUGCAGGGGUGGCUGUUCUUGAAGCCCCCAAGGAUGGCAAGAGUCUCCACCAUGAUCGUGGAAAGAGCAACAUAGUUGAACAUGUGGACUUGGGUGCUUAUUAUUACAGGAAGUACUUCUAUUUGAGAGAGCACUGGAACUACUUAGGUGUCGAUGAGACACUGGGACCUGUAGCUGUCAGCAUUCGUCGGGAAAAACUGGAAGAUCACAAAGAGCACGGCCAGCAAUACAACUACAGAAUCAUCUUCAGAACCAGUGGGUUAACAAACUUACGGGGCUCCAUUUUGGAGGAUGCUGUGCCCUCCACCUCCAAGCAUGGCUUGGCUCGAGGCCUGCCUCUGAAGGAGGUGUUGGAGUACCUUGUACCUGAGCUCAAUGCCCACUGCCUCCGUCUUGCUCUCAACACACCGAAGGUCACAGAGCAGCUGAUGAAACUGGAUGAGCAGGGGCUCAGUUUCCAGCUGAAGGUGGGAAUCAUGUACUGUCAGGCCGGCCAGAGCACCGAGGAGGAGAUGUACAAUAAUGAGGCAGCAGGUCCUGCCCUAGAAGAGUUCCUGCAGUUGCUGGGGGAAAGGGUGCGCCUUAAGGGUUUUUCUAAGUACCGUGCCCAACUGGACACUAAAACGGACUCUACCGGAACACAUUCUUUGUACACAAAUUUUAAAGACUAUGAGAUCAUGUUCCAUGUGUCUACAAUGCUGCCCUACACGCCCAAUAACAAACAGCAGCUGUUAAGGAAAAGACAUAUUGGAAAUGACAUCGUCACAAUCGUGUUUCAAGAGCCUGGAGCAAAACCCUUUAGCCCCAAGAACAUCCGAUCACACUUUCAGCAUGUCUUUGUGGUUGUACGAGCACAUAACCCAUGCUCCGAAAACACCUGCUAUAGCGUGGCAGUGGCUCGCUCACGAGAUGUACCUGCCUUUGGACCGCCUAUUCCCGAGGAUGCUACGUUUCCGAAGUCUACCGUCUUUCGAGAUUUCCUGCUAGCCAAGGUCAUCAAUGCUGAGAAUGCAGCCCACAAGUCGGACAAGUUCCGCGCCAUGGCCACUCGGACGCGACAGGAGUACUUGAGGGACCUGGCCGAACGGCAUGUUACAAGCACACCUAUCGAUCCUUCGGGCAAAUUUCCUUUUAUUUCUCUGGCCCACAAGCGUAAGGAAAAGACUCGGCCAUAUUUUGGUGGAGAGCUGCGUAGCCCAGGAGCCAUCACCUGGCCUGUUUAUGCCGAGGACCAUGGAGCCGGAGGAGAACUAGAGGCCCUGCUGGCCAUUUCAAAUGACUUUCUAGUGCUGGUGGACCCAGAAGCCAAGGCUGUUGUCUUCAACUGCGCUGUCCGAGAUGUCAUUGGUUGGACGCUGGGAAGCCCUGCUUCCAUGAAGAUCUACUAUGAACAUGGAGAGAGCAUCUCCCUGCGCUCCAUCAAUAACAACACAGAAGACUUCCGCGAGGUUAUCAAACGUUUAGAGCACCUCACUAAAGGCUGUGAGACAUCUGAGAUGACCUUGAGGAGGAAUGGCCUGGGCCAGCUUGGUUUUCACGUUAACUACGAAGGCAUCGUGGCAGAGGUGGAGCCGUAUGGCUAUGCCUGGCAAGCGGGGCUGAGGCAAGGCAGCCGGUUGGUCGAAAUUUGCAAGGUGGCUGUGGCAACACUUUCACACGAGCAAAUGAUAGACCUGCUCCGCACCUCAGUAACUGUGAAAGUUGUCAUCAUACCACCCCAUGAGGAUGCCACUCCUCGCAGGGGCUGUUCAGAACUGCACCGCAUGCCAGUCGUUGAAUAUAAAGGCAGCAAUGAGAGCGGCUCAUUUGAGUACAAGUUUCCUUUCCGGAGCAAUAACAACAAAUGGCAGCGCACCUCGUCCAGCCCACAGCAGUCCCUCACCGCCUCACCUCAGAGUCACAGUGGAACCCCGAACCGUGCCGUCAGCCUGGGGGCCAGCAUGGGCAAGACCCUCUCUGCCGAACGGCCCGAAAGAGCUGCUGCCAUCCCCCGUAGCGUGUCCAGUGACGGCCGACCUCUGGACUCUAAAAGGAUGUCUCCAGGUUCUGAGAACUAUGCCCUGACCUCGUCUCUCAUGUUGGGCCGCUCGCCACACAACCGCAGUUCCCCCAGUAACCUCUCCUGCUCCAGUGACACGGGCUCAGGGAGCGCCGCUCACUGGAGGCAGAAGUCCAUGCCAGAGGGAUUUGCACUCAACAGGCACUCUCCUCUCCCAACGGAGCGGCAAAUAAUGGCAGAGGAUGGAAGCAGCGGCAAGUCGACCCCCAGCUGGCCCAGAGUGGAGGACAGCUCUGACAGACCACCAUCAGAUGCUCCAGUCACUAAGUCUAGCUCGUCCUACUCAGGUGGCCCACGCAUCCAGAGACAGGAACAGGUCAUUCAUCUUUCACCCAAGAAGGGCAGCCAGUCUGAGGGUCCAUACUCCCAAUCUAGCAGUAAUACGCUCUCCAGCACCGGGUCUAGUGGGGGUCACAGCGAUGACAAGUGGUAUGAUCUGGGCAGUGGAGGGAUGGGAGACCAGCCGGACUCUGAGCCGAAUGGACUGGGUGGUGGGUAUCUGCAGGGUGCUUCAGCCGACAGCGGCAUCGAUGCUACAUCAUACGGCCCCACCCAUGGCAGUUCCAGCUCUCUGCUGGCUGUGGGAGCUACUGGUGCUAGAGAAAGAGCUCCCUCACCCUGGCACAGCCCCACAGAAGGGGGCCGCAGGGUGCUCGAGAGGUCCCCUCCUGUUGCUGAGUCCCCAGUGUCCCCUCCAGAAGGGCCGCCUACUACCCGAAGCCCACCGACCCAUCUACUGGUCCGGGAUGGCAGUUCCUACAGUCUGGGUGACAUGGCCUCUUUUUCUAGCACACGCCACUCUGUCAGCCCUGCCGUCCUGAGCUCUAGCCACAGCUCCCCACGUGAAGAGUCUUCCUCAACCACCUCCCCCUCCUCCUCCUCCUCCCAGAGCUCAGUGUCACCUGGCCCUAAGAGUUUCUAUCCGCGCCAGGGGGCCACCAGCAAAUACCUGAUCGGCUGGAGGAAACCAGGCAGCACCAUCAACUCUGUGGACUUUGGGGACACACGCAAAAGACCACAGGGUGAGGGGACAGACCCCGGGUCUUCUCAGUCCAGGCCCUCUCUUAGGGAUCUGCACUCUCCUCAAGCCAUGUGCAAGUCCACAGUGGAAGAAGAUCUGAAGAAACUUGUGUCGCCAGAAAGUCCCCCAUCCAAGCAGCACAAGGACAAGUCCUCCUCAGGUCCAGUGAGCUCAGGCAGGCGUUCUCUGCACCGCACACUGUCAGAUGAGAGUAUAUACCGGGGUCAACGGCUGCCGUCUCUAGGAGAUUCAAUCCUGGAGCAGGCUCUGGCCAACGAGGUGCUCUUCAGCUGCUCUACCCUUCCACGUUCCCCAACCACCCGUGGCGCCCCACUGCGCAGACCUUCCUACAAAAUGGGCAUCAAGAUGCAUGGUGACCUCUCAGCGUCUGACACCUCUCUAGCAGACCUGCACGAGCGACAGAGGCCCCCUCCUCCUGAACUGGGUCUCAUGCCCCUCCCGGACACAGACACAGACAGCGGCCUGGACUGGACUCACCUCGUAGAUGUUGCCAAUGCUUUCGAGGGUGAGAGAAGACCACAGCGCAUGCAGCGAGGGUUUAUGUUUAGUUCUCAAGACGUCAGUCAGAGAGGAGAGACUUCACUCAGUCCUCAGCAUGUAGAGCUGCAGCCAGUGCCCCACACCAGACUCUCCCCCAGUGAGGGGCCUUCAAGCUACAGUGGCAAGGUUUCUCAGCUGGAAGCUCUGGUGAAGAUGUUGCAGGAGGACUUAAAGAAAGAAAGGGAAGAGAAAUUGAAACUGCAGGCACAAAUUAAGAGGCUUUGGGAGGACAAUCAGAGGCUGCAAGAAGAGUCUCAAAGCUCCGCUGCCAAGCUCAAGAAGUUCACGGAGUGGGUCUUUAACACCAUCGAUCUGAACUGAGCCAAGAUCAAUAGACUUCUCGAGGACCAGACAGCCAUGGAAGAGACUUAUACUCACAAUUGAGAACGGAUAGAGAAUUGUCCAUUCACAAUUCAACAUAAUUAGAUGUUCACAUUAGCAUUCCUUUACAAACUAUUAACACAUCUGUGGUGAUAAUGACCAAUUCUGACAUGGAUCAAAUUCAAGAUAGGGAAAAAAUACAAACAUUUAGCCCAUUUCUGUGAUUACUUCUCCACUCUAGAUCCCCCGGGACAUCAUUAGAAAUGCCCACAGGAGUUUCUAGUAACUGACUGUGAUGCCAGCCUCUGCCUUCCAGGCUGUUCCACUUUUGUCCCUCCCGUGCCCCACUUAGCCGUGACAACCUGACAUUCGGUUCCAGUCAUUUGGAUCGUGCUAUAGACCUGCCCCAUGAAGACCCCCUGCCUCAGAGUUCUCUGCUACAUGACCAUAUUUCAGCAUCCAGCACCACGUCGUAACAUUUCACGGCACCAUUGUGGUUUUGGAGUUUGCUUUUGUCCUCAACUAUAGAAAGCCUGUUCGCAAUGUUCUGGCGAAACCAAUCUACAAACUUCAUGUGCCACCCUGCUCUUCAGAUACUAUUUGUGUUUUAAGUGAAGGAACACCAUUUUUCUGAGGCGGCAUGAAGUGAUUUGCUCAUAAUGAAGUCAAAAUUUGUGUUGUGAUGUUUCAUCUCAACAUCAAUUUAAGCAAUAGCAUGGAGUCUGUCUAAAUCCUUGUCCUGAAGACUGAACUUGCAAAUAUAAUGACUUUGGCAAUAUCCUGCCUCGAUUCCUCUCAAGUACAUCUCAAGUCUACGGUACGAACGCUGAUGAUCCUACAAGUCUGGAAUUUAAGGACAAGUUUUAUUUUGGGAACAGUUCGGUUAUUUAUUCUGUUUAUGGUAUGAGUAAUCAAUUAUGAUUCUCUAUGCGUGUGGACAUCUGUGAAUAGUGUUUAAUUCAGAAGAUGUCACUUCAUUUGGACUUAUUUUUUGGUAUUAUUUUUAUUUCUAGUAGAGUUUUGCCUGAGCUGCAGUAUUUUUUUGUUGUGCGAGUUAUGGUGCCCUAGUCUGCUAUUGUGUUGCUUUAGUGCCAUCUAGUGGUAAUAAGUGAUCGUCUCACUUGACUUCAGCUCUAAUCUAUUCCAGUUUGUUUUUCUACGUUGCCUAUACACACCCAUAUUGAUGGAAACCUUCCAUUCAAUCAAGAGAUAAUGGUAUAUAAGCAGAUACACAGAUAUUGGAUUCAAUAUCAGGGAUGAGAGGUUUUCUGAGAAAAGGGGAAAAAAGGAAAGAGAAAAAAAAACUAGGAGCGGUUUCAAAGAUGUAUGUGAACUCAUUACAGGAGACAUGAGUUCUCAUGAAAAAUGCAAUGGGCUGCUCACAGGAACUAGCCUCAGAAAGAAUGCACUCACACAGAGUCAUUUCUCUGGUGCUGGGGCCGUCAUUGCACAGUAAGCGCAGAACCAGAGGGACGGCUUAGUCAAGAGCCUGGUUCACUGUCUGGAACCAAUAAUAUUGAACAACUUCCCUGUAAUCUCACACCCGGUUAUAGCACUUUCCUCUUGUUGUCAGUUCCUCACUCCCUCGUAUGAACAUAGUGGCAUUCCCAGAGCAAAAAGGUCAGUCAUUAAAGAUAAAAAAUCCCGCCCUACUUAUAUCACUGACCCAAGUAAUGUAUAUUGUAUAGAUCUCCAUGUUCUGGUUUGCAGGGCCUGUUUAUACUGUUCAGGAAAUGCUAGCUGGUUUCUCAGUAUAAUGAAGAUGGAAUCAAUUUCUGGAUACUUUAAGUAUUAUGAAGAAGAUGUGCACAAUGGAUCCGGAGGUAACUAUGAUUUGAGUUUGUGAAAAGUGAGCAGUCAUUAUUGGUUCUGUUUUAGGAAUCACUCGAAGUGUCUCAGAAAGUGCCUCCUGAUGCCAGCAGAGAAUGACACUAAAAUUUGCCAAACAUUUUGCCUCGGUAAAAAAAUCCCUGUAAACAGGGAUGACCUGCACAACAUGGAGAACGACGAGUUUAUUAGUAUCCAUUCCAGAUUUUGUUUCAUUAGUCAGGAAGGUGAAACAAGAGCAUCAAACUCCCUGACUGCAGAAAACACCACUGCUAUUCACUCUCAUAUCUCUCCCCUCAUUU
Carassius carassius (crucian carp) is the source of this 7982-nucleotide messenger RNA. Its product is annotated as signal-induced proliferation-associated 1-like protein 1. The record is from RefSeq and is a predicted model, not a curated record. Gene Ontology annotation, cellular component: cytoplasm. Bases 529 to 5853 code for a protein of 1774 amino acids. Gene Ontology annotation, molecular function: GTPase activator activity; protein binding. NCBI's taxonomy places the organism in Eukaryota, Metazoa, Chordata, Actinopteri, Cypriniformes, Cyprinidae. The transcript has 21 exons. Gene Ontology annotation, biological process: regulation of small GTPase mediated signal transduction; activation of GTPase activity.